This is a messenger RNA of Mesoplodon densirostris (Blainville's beaked whale), 951 nucleotides long. RefSeq names its product Fas apoptotic inhibitory molecule 2 (gene FAIM2). The record is from RefSeq and is a predicted model, not a curated record. The transcript is spliced from 12 exons. Gene Ontology annotation, cellular component: Golgi apparatus; endoplasmic reticulum; membrane. NCBI's taxonomy places the organism in Eukaryota, Metazoa, Chordata, Mammalia, Artiodactyla, Ziphiidae. The coding region runs from base 1 to 951 and encodes 316 amino acids. Gene Ontology annotation, biological process: negative regulation of apoptotic signaling pathway.
AUGACACAGGGAAAGCUCUCUGUGGCUAACAAGGCCCCCGGGACAGAGGGGCAGCAGCAGGCCAAUGGUGAGAAGAAGGAGGCUCCAGCGGUGCCUUCGGCCCCACCCUCCUAUGAGGAGGCCACCUCUGGGGAGGGGCUGAAGGCAGGAGUUUUCCCGCCAGCCCCCUCGGCUGUGCCUCUCCACCCCAGCUGGGCCUACGUGGACCCUAGCAGCAGCUCUAGCUAUGAGAGUGGUUUCCCCACCGGAGACCAUGAGCUCUUCACCACCUUCAGUUGGGACGACCAGAACGUCCGCAGAGUCUUCAUCAGAAAGGUCUAUACCAUUCUGCUGAUCCAGCUGCUGGUGACCUUGGGUGUCGUGGCUCUCUUUACCUUCUGUGACCCCGUUAAGGACUAUGUCCAGGCCAACCCAGGCUGGUACUGGGCAUCCUACGCUGUCUUCUUUGCGACCUACCUGACCCUGGCCUGCUGUUCUGGACCCAGGAGGCAUUUCCCCUGGAACCUGAUCCUCCUGACCAUCUUUACCCUGUCCAUGGCCUACCUCACUGGGAUGUUGUCCAGCUACUACAACACCACAUCUGUGCUGCUGUGCCUGGGCAUCACGGCCCUCGUCUGCCUCUCGGUCACCGUCUUUAGCUUCCAGACCAAGUUUGACUUCACGUCCUGCCAGGGCGUGCUCUUCGUGCUCCUCAUGACUCUCUUCUUCAGUGGACUCAUCCUGGCCAUCCUCCUGCCCUUCCAAUAUGUGCCCUGGCUCCAUGCAGUGUAUGCCGUGCUGGGGGCAGGCGUGUUUACGUUGUUCCUGGCAUUUGACACCCAGUUGCUGAUGGGUAGCCGACGCCACUCGCUGAGCCCUGAGGAGUAUAUUUUUGGAGCCCUCAACAUUUACCUAGACAUCAUCUAUAUCUUCACCUUCUUCCUGCAGCUUUUUGGCACCAACCGGGAAUGA